Messenger RNA from Lutzomyia longipalpis, 1360 nucleotides. RefSeq names its product ketimine reductase mu-crystallin. The record is from RefSeq and is a predicted model, not a curated record. The transcript has 3 exons. Gene Ontology annotation, cellular component: cytoplasm. Gene Ontology annotation, molecular function: hormone binding. Bases 126 to 1136 code for a protein of 336 amino acids. Lineage: Eukaryota; Metazoa; Arthropoda; Insecta; Diptera; Psychodidae.
GAAGAUUUAAUUUUUAGUUGGUAUUAUUUCUUUUCUUGUGCAUACAAAUUGCGUCUUCUUUCGGCAUUGCAUUUUUUUUUAUUAAAGCUGUAAAGUUUUUAGUGUUUUUAAAAAGUAAAACAAGUAUGAGUCAACAGCCAGUCUAUAUAUGUGAAGAAGAUGUUAAGAGACUUUUAAAGUGGGAGGAGGUAUAUGAAGCUGUUAAAGUGGCUCUACUCUCUGCAGCUUCCAAUGAGAGUUUCUCGCAACCUGCACGAUCUUUCACUGUGGCAUCUCCUCAGUCAGGUCUUCUGCUUUCUAUGCCAUGCUAUUUGGGCGAUUAUCAGUUGUCAGUGUUAUCAGGGGAAAAGUCUUAUCGCACAUUAGCUUGUAAAUUGGUUACAGCGUUCUCAUUGAAUCCAACACGCGAUCCCCCAGUCCCAAAAAUUCUCGGGAAUAUUUUCCUGUUUCACCCGGAUACCGGGGCUCUUGAGGCAAUUCUCGAGGCAACUGACAUCACAGCUUGGAGAACGGCAUGCGCUUCCUUGGUUGCAACACAGUGUCUAUACUUCGACACUCGUUUGAGGCACCAAGACGUGAUUCUGUCUAUUGUCGGUUGUGGAGUUCAGGGUCGAAUUCAUUCAAUCGGAAUGUGCACUACUUUCCCAUUCACUGAAAUUAGAUUGUGGAAUCGCACAGAAUCAAGAGCCACACAGCUCGCACAUGAACUCACCGAACUUGCUGAACAAUUCAAAAAUCCUUCCAUCAAAAUCACCGUCCAUUCAUGCCUGGAAAGUUGCCUGGACGGUGGGGAUGUGAUUGUCAUUGCAACGAGUUCCCCACGGGCAAUAAUUGAGCGCAAACAUUUGAAAGAUGAUGUACAUAUAAAUGCAAUAGGAGCUGGUGAGGUACAUCACGCAGAAAUUCAUCAGAAUGUGUAUGAUGCGGCAAAGGUGUACGUGGAUCACUGGGAAGGGGCAAAGACGGAGCUGAAAGACCUCAAAGCGGAAAUUGUGGGACUCGUGGGAGACGUACUGAGCCAGAAAAAACCCACACCGCGUCGUGGAAUAACCAUCUUCCAGUCACUCGGAAUGGCAUUGGAAGACGCCACAGCGGCCCAACUGAUUUUUGAAAAAUAUAAAAUGACUCACGGAUAGUUAUUAUUUCCCAAAAUAAUUACCCAAGAAGUUGCCCACAUACAACUCCUCGUUUUAGCAGAAAAGAAUGAAAUAUUUCCACGAUGGAAAUGGAAAGGUUCCCCGAUGGGGUAACCUUGAGACACCAUACAGACACAUUGUGCGCGUUGUAUGUUUUUUUUUUCAACCCGCCCAAAUUAAUAAAUUGCACAUCGAUUUUCUUUGUGACACAAUACCGCAAGAAA